AUGGCAGCCAAACUAGCCAAAGACCUCACCCUCAAGGGCUCAUCCACUGCCAUGCCAAAGCUGGUCUAUGGCACAGCGUGGAAAAAGGACAGAUCAGCAGAUCUUGUUUAUUUAGCUCUCAAGCACGGCUUUCGCGGAGUCGAUACAGCAGGACAACCCAAGCAUUAUAAUGAGAAGGGCGUUGGGGAGGGUGUGCAAAGAGCUAUCAAGGAGGGCCUUGUUAAACGUGAAGGACUCUUUCUUCAAACAAAGUUCUCUCCUCCAGGGAACCAAGAUGAAAAUGCACCCUAUGAUUUUGAUGCACCCCUUGUGGAUAAGAUUCAUCAAUCUAUUCAGUCAUCCUUGGCUUACUUCACCCUUGAAGGCGAGGAACCUUACUUUGACAGCGUGCUUUUGCAUAGCCCCCUGCGAACUCUCGAGGAAACCAUCACUGCGUGGAAGACUCUAGAGACAUAUGUGCCUCACAAGAUCCGCAACAUAGGCAUCUCUAACACGACACUUCCAAUCCUUAAGGCAAUCAACGAGGCUGUCACUGUUAAACCAAGUGUUGUACAGAACCGCUUCUACGCCGACACCAACUUUGAGGUAGAUCUCAGAUCCUACUGUCGAGAGCAAGGUAUUGCUUUCCAGUCAUUCUGGACUUUCAGCGCCAACCCCAGGCUCGCUGCUACCAAGCCAGUUAAGAUGGUCGCAGAGAAGGCUGCAAUUUCCGAGGUAGCUGCGUACUAUUCCUUGGUCUUGGGGCUCGAAGGCGUAACGGUUCUGGAUGGAACAACGGCUGAAAAUCACAUGAAGGAUGAUCUUGAAGGCAUAAAUAAGGUUGCCACUUGGGCGGAGACAGACGGAAUAGCUGAAUGGAAUUCUGCUUUGAAGCAGUUCAAGCAGAGUAUCGGGGAAGCCUGA
This is a messenger RNA of Fusarium tjaetaba, 903 nucleotides long. RefSeq names its product d-xylose reductase II III. The coding region runs from base 1 to 903 and encodes 300 amino acids. Gene Ontology annotation, cellular component: cytosol. The transcript has 2 exons. The record is from RefSeq and is a predicted model, not a curated record. Gene Ontology annotation, molecular function: aldose reductase (NADPH) activity. NCBI's taxonomy places the organism in Eukaryota, Fungi, Ascomycota, Sordariomycetes, Hypocreales, Nectriaceae.